Molecule: messenger RNA, 10041 nt
Organism: Paramuricea clavata
Lineage: Eukaryota; Metazoa; Cnidaria; Anthozoa; Malacalcyonacea; Plexauridae
Source: the annotation of a GenBank genome assembly
GCGGCGUCCCUCCGUAAGACAAGCGGUUCGAUAAUAGCUAGUUUUAGGGCAUCAUCAUAGGAACAGUUAGAGUAUAUUAUGGCCAGUGCUCGUUCCUCGACCCUUUCAAGAUCGUCGCUAAGAUUUUGAGGAAGGUUGGCGAAAACGACAGAAGCAUAUUCCAAUGCUGAUCUUAUAAUUGCACAUAGGAUGUCUGUUGGGGCUACCCCACUCCUCUUAAGCUUCCUCAACGCAUAUAAACGCCUAUUGGAUUUCUUAAUAAUGUAUUCACAAUGUACAGACCAUGUUAAAUCACUGGUAACAUACACCCCGAGCAGUUUAAAUGAUGAAACAGAUUCCACGCGUGUUGCACCAAUGAUGAUAGGUUGCAAAACACUAGUAUUGAAAUGAAUAAAGUUAACAAUCAUGUCUUUACACUUGGCAGGAUUAAGCUUCAUAUUGUUCACUUCAGCAAACGAGUAUAUAUCUGCCACGAUAUGAUUCAUCAAGGAAGGGGAAUUUCUAGGUACAAUUUCCAAAGCGGUAAGAUCAUCAACGAACUUAGCACGGUGGCCCCACGCAGACAAAAGUUCAUUCACCAUUACGUCAAAGAAGAUCGGGCCAAGCUUAGUACCUUGUGGAAUACCACCAUUGAUAUAUUGAAGUGUAGAUGCAUCCGACCCAAUACGAACGAACUGAGACCUUUUAUAUAAAAAGGCAGCGAUCCAUCCUAACACAACGUUAUGAGUGCCAAGUUUAGAUAGUUUAUCAAGUAGAAUCUUGUGGUCAAUCAGAUCGAAUCCCUUGCGGAAAUCAGCAAAGAAAAAUUGAAGGGUGCAACCACCCUUGUCAAGGGCCUCGAGGGCUAGAUGAGAAUAUACUAUAGCCUGUUGCGUAGAUUUUCCAGCCAUAGCAAAUUGUUUGUUAUCCAAGUGACUUAUAAUGGAUGGCAGGGUUCUCGCUAAGGUGAGACUUUCCAUCACUUUAGCAAUUUCGCAAGUGAGUGAGAUGGGUCUGAUACCAUUUUCAUUGGAGCCCGGUGGAGAUUGUUUGGGAAGAGGUGUAACAAUUGCUCUCUUUAAUAGAGGAGGCAAAUAGGCAUCACGUAAGGAUGAGUUAUAAAUAUCAGCGAUUACUGGAGCUAACUCAAAGGCAAACGUUUUUAGAAUUACAUUCGGGAUUCCAUCCGGUCCCGGGGCUUUCCCAGUCUUUAAAGAACAAAGGGAUUUAUAAACUUCGCCAGUUGAAGCCAAGAGAUCAUCCGCAAUACCAGAAUCACCAGCAGAAUAGUUAGAAUCAUCGUCCUGUGAGAGAGGCGUAAAAUCUUUUGCGAGAUUUACAAAGAAAUGAUUGAUUCUUUCGCAUAACGUAUUAACGGAAUUUACAGUUUCACCAUGAAUGAGGUGCUCAAACCAUUGGUUAUUUCUGUCAGCCAUACCAGAAAGAUUUUUAACCUCUCUCCACCAUUUGCUUGCGUCCGUGACUUUUAGGUUUCUAACUUUAGACUUAUAAUACGAUUCCUUACAUUCUUUGAUGGAUUGAGCAACUUUAUUUCUCCAAAAUUUGAAGGAAGAGGACUCCUUCCCAUAUUUUGCCAUACAUGUUUGCCUUUUCCUAAUUAAGGAUUUUAUCUUGCUUGUCAUCCAAGGCUUGUCGGAGCGGCAUUUACUUACUGCCUUCAUAGGUAAAUAUUUUUCAACAGCUCCUAAAAGAGUACGAUGGAAACAUUCAAAUUUAUCUUGACACGAACCUUUCGAGAUCACCUCUUGCCAUGAAAACGAGGUUAUCCACUGGCCAAAUUCUCGAAUUCGACUAUCACGGGUGUCUCGUCUAAAGAUAGUCUCUUUGGGCGGUGGUUUUGCUCGAGGCAAUUUCUGCCUGACAACAAAGCAGUAAUGGUCGCUGGAGCCAAUUUUGGGUAAUUUCUCGGGUACAGACAAAAUUUUAGGUUUAUUUGUUACAUACUGGUUUGUUCAAUCAAUGCAUGAUCAAAUUUCGGUUCAUCCCAAGAGGAAAUGCAAUUUAUAUUUCCCCCAAAAAAUCGAUCGAUGUUUUCGCUGUAAAUUUUGGCAAAUAUUCCUUGAAAUAUUAUAGCCAAAUCAACAAAGUUUUUUCAACCAGUGCACAUAUUGUAUAUUUCUAUUUCGUUUUAAAAUAACUAAAUACUACGAAAAGAUACAUAGAACAUUGUACUAAUUAAUACAGUUCGUAUUUUAACCUUUAGACUACAGUUAAGUACAACAUUCCUGUCCCUGAUGAAGUUCCAGCAUUUGAAGUGUCCGUUUCCGUGCAUCGUCGUGACGCAACUGACGAAGAAGAAAUCACGGCAUGUUAUCCAUUGAAGUUGAAGAUUAACGCAAGGCAAGUACUUAAAUAAUCACUGUCAACCACGAUGAAUUUCGCGCUAUGUGAAUGUUUACAAAUAUGGGAAGCAAAAAUAGUGUUGUCUUCGAAUAUAGUCGUACACUAAAAAUAAUAUGCAUUAGCUUUAUUAUAUACAAAAACACUUUAAUACAUUUACUCGCUGGUGUUUUGAUGAAAUCUUAAUUCCUGCCUACGUUCACGCAGUUCGUUGAUGUUUUGAUGAAGCAGGAUUUCGGCGAACUUGCUACGCGAAAGCCCCCGUAUUCAAUGGCUUUCUUUCCUUUCCGGCCAAAGGACAGUUGUUCAAGUAUCGUUGAACUUGUCAACGAUAUUAUUUUUGAUAUACCUUAACUUGUUGCCCGUUGUUGACUUUCCACGAGCGGGAAAUACAGAAGCCAUGAUUAGCCACUACUUUAUAAAAUAUAAAAUGAUAAAACUGUCUAUAAUCCGUUGAUUAAGAUAAAUACACACGCCAAAAUAUCAAUCAAUGAUUUAUUAACAUAUUCCAACAAUAGAAAAUAUGACAUUGACUAUGAAUAAUGCAGAUUGAUAAGGAUACGUUUCGGAUAUCGAUAUUUCAUCAAUAAACUCGCCAACAAAAUGGCGGAAUAAAAAACAAUGAAAACAUUUUAGCGCGCAAUGCAUCUUGGUUGUCUGUGAUUUUUUAAUUGGAGACAUGCACUAAUUGGGACUGAUUCGACCACCAUGAUAGCCGAUUUUGAUUAAUUCUCAUUCGUUGUUUAGCUGGCUUAAAGAAGAUGCUUCGAACAUGGCUAUAGUGGACGUAAAGCUUGUUUCUGGAUUUUCAGUAAAUGAAAACGUUCUAAAAGAAGUAGGUUCUGGAUUAUUGCAAUGAAGAAGUGUCACAUGCACAUUUAAAUGUGGCAUGCAUGCAUGCGUGCACACUUUUUAUCACGUACUAUUAUUGACGACUCACCCAGUCAUUAUACUGUGAGGGAACGCAAAGAGAUACAUAUAUAGCGCAUGUGAUAAUAAAUAGUUUUAUAACACCUUGGAAAGCUCCCUCUAUUAAGGAUUGGAAAUUUCUAUUCACGAUUCUAUAUACACGAAACAUUGUGGACCAUUUUUCUCCGUUCGUUUGUUUCUUUCUUGCUGGUUAGGCAUAUGUUCUUAAAAUUUUCUGAUUUUCUAGAAAUUGAAACGAUCUGAAACACUGGUUGAAUUCUCUGCUGUAAGUAGAGAAAGUGAAGCGUUGUUAAAGCGGUAUGAAAUUGAGGAACAAAAUGUCAUUCUUUAUUUUGACGAGGUAAAUAUUUAACAAUUAGACAGUGAGAAAACAGCAAGCGAAGUUUUGAUAAUUAUAUAGUGUAUAUGAGAACCAAACAACACUUUAAAAUAAAACUAAACUUAAGAUGUUCUUUACAAUCUGUAAAAAAAGGUCUUCCAAAAAAAAAUAUAAAAAAGUUAUUAAAAAUUUCAGAGGACUGUUAUGCGUUGAAAUUGUCAUAACGUCAGCAACGUACAACAGGGAAUUGGACUCGAUUAAUUAACGUCAAAUUAAUUUUAUCAGAAUAAUAGGGAAUAAUUUGUACUAAAAAUAAUUCAAACCCCUACUAAAUUUACACAGUACCGACGUACAUGUACGUCACUCAAACGAUAUCGAAAAUAUUACUUAUUAAAAUAACAUUAUCUUGUUCUAAUGGUUUUAAUCGGCCAUACAAAUAAAACCCCACUGAUUGACAUUUUAAAUAUAACGAUAUUUAACCAUGCGUAAACAUUAUUUCGUGCGUGAAUGAUGUCAAUUAUAUUUCAUAUAUGUUUAAAAUUCUCGAUUAAAUGGAAAAUAAGACACUUUUCCGGAACCUUCUUGUUGGAGAAUUGAGUGGAUUGGCGAAAACUAAAAAUCGGCGGUGGAUGAGAAAUAUUUUCCUUUAAUAUUUAAUAUUCCGACCUUUGGAAUUCGUACCCCAACUUAGAAAUCAUUAAAAACCAAAUGAUUUUUGAGACGUUCUCUGGUUGAAAAUUAUUUAUUCACGAGCUUUCGGCUGCCAGACUGGAGCCUUCAACGGAUAGUAAUAAAAUACAGUAAGUACAGACGACUAUACGGUUUACAAUUACAGAUCCAGACAUCGCCUACGCUGCGCAUACGGUUAACAAAUUGACUGACUUUGCAAAUAGGCUAUCCAACAUCAACAUUGAAGACGAUGAAAUUAUGAUUUCUUUUGAUGAUGUUCCUCUGUUUACUGCUAUCCCUGUCGAGAAAACAUGCGAACACAUUCGCAACAAACUACUGAAUGAUGCUACCUUACAACAACGAACAAACCUAACUAUUGACGAUAUUAUUAAGUUUAUACGUUUCAAACUGUUCAACAGCUUUUUAAUUUUUUUUAAUUACGACAGGCACUCCUACAAACAAAUCCAUGGUUGUGCUAUGGGCAGUCAUGUAAGCCCUAUUGUGGCAAACCUCUGUUUAGAGGUUAUUGAAGAACUCGCUCUGUCUCAAGCAAUUGUACCACCUAAGAAAUGGUUUCGGUAUGUUGAUGAUGUUUUCUCGAUCAUCAAAAACAUGCAUUAGAUUCCUUUUAUAAUUUACUGAACUCCAUUGACACAGACAUAAAUUUUUCUACAGAACAUGAACAAGACGGACGACUUUCAUUCUUAGACAUUUUAGUUUCUCGAAAUAACGGGACGCUCAUCACUAAUGUCUGCCGUAAGCCUACGUACACUGACAAGUACUUAGAUUUCCAUUCGCAUCACGAUAAACAACAUAAAAUUAGCACAGCACAAAUUCUCCUACACCGGGCAGUAACACUUCCUAACUCGAUCGAAGGCAAACAACAAGAAUGUGAGGAUGUUAUUAGAGCGUUGACGGCUAAUGGGAACUCAAAAAAGUUCCUGACAGAAGUGGAAAGGAAACGUGCUUUGAGACAACAGAAAACACCAUUACCUGAAGAACUUGUUCGAGAGUUUUUUGAAAGAGUUGAUCCCAGUACAAAAGUUUGUUACGCGGUUUUACCAUACAUCAAAGGCCUAACAGAACCUCUCAAACGCCUCCUCAAGUCUUAUAACAUCCAAACAAAAGCGAAACCUAUACACACAUUUGAACAAAUGCUCCCUUCACAGAAACACAGACCACCAUCCGAAGAACAAACAAAUGUAAUCUAUCGAAUAAAUUGCGCCGAUUGUUCGUGGAGCUACAUUGGUGAGACGGGUCGAGCGUUUAUCACACGAAAAAAAGAACUGGUGAAGAAUGUCGAAGAACACAAAGCGGGUUCAAAUGUUGCGAAUCAUGCCUGGUCUUAUGACCAUAAAGUUGAUUUUGACAAAUAAUUGACAAGGCAAACUACCGCCACAGAGCUACAUUGGAAUCUUGGCACACCGCGCUCUCAGCUAACGCAGACAAUAAUUCCAAUCAUUUACCGGAACAAUACCGUUUUUUAUUAGAGAAAUAGAACACUUAUUAUCAGAGUAUAUAUAGGCGGAACUAUCACUUUCAGUUAUUUGAUUGUCACUGUAAUUUGUUAACCGUAGGCGUAGAGUAAGCAUAUGUCUCGAUCUGUAUAUGUAAACCGUAUAGUCGUCUGUAAUCACUGUAUUUUAUAACUACCCGUUGAAGGCUGCAGUGUGGUAGCCAAAAGCUCGUAAAUAACAAUUUUCAACCAGAGAACAUCUCAAAAAUAAUUAUGUUCAAUCCUGGUCGCACUUCAAGCAUAUUUAAUCGUUAAAAACCUGUCAAUUGGGGACGGGCGGGGGCAGACAGGAUUGAAUAUCUUUCUAAUUUUUGUUUUAAAAAUUCAUAUUCGCUGUACUUCAAAACCCGGUAUUCAUUACUCGUUGUCCCUCUUCCACCUCCGAUGAAAACUACCUCCCUCACUCACUUGGAAAUUAUAUAUUGCAGUUAUUGCAGUUAUGCAUGUAUUGCAAGCAGUUUCUUCUACAUGUUUCAGCUACAAAGCGAAACAGAUUUUGACUCUUAACUCUAAACAACCACGCCAACCCGCAAGAUAUGAAACGGAAGAAAAAACUUUUAAUUUUCUGAAGAAAAUAUAACAUUAUUUAGCAGGUUCGGGCCGAUUUAGAGACUUCGGGUACAGGGACAUUGACCAAAAUAAAGUUUUAAUUUAUCUUUCCAGAUUAAAAAGAUGAGUUUCUCCCUGGAUAUUAUUCAGACUACAUUGGUAAAGAAAACAAAGCCAGGCGUUGUACGAGUUUAUGAUUAUUAUGAUCCAGGUCAGGAUAUAAUUUUUACACUGCUUUCCUUUUGAUCACUGAACCGACAUCAAGCGGCAAAUCGUUCAACUUCCAAAGAAAAAAAAUAUUUCAUAAAUCUCAAUGUAUUUGGGUGUGUCCUAACCAACGCCAAAUCCUAUAAUUUUAUCAAUUACGAUUAAAUGUGAAUGUUGCCAAAUGUGCUUUAAAUCAAGUACUAAUUACGCUAACCUAAUUGCUUAUUAGUCUAGACUGUUUCAUCUUUACAACAAUUAUCAUGUUACUUUCUUAGCUGCAUGUCAGUGUACAUUUAACCUUACCUACCCUGUCAACUUUUCGUGUAGGAGAAACCGUUGUAAUCGGAUGAACCUGCGACCUUCGGCAGAACGUUGACUAACUCUUUUCACAUUCAAUCGUACGUAGAGAGAUUCAGGCUAACCUAAGGGUUAAGAGUGUAGACAUCAUGAAGAUCAUGGAAAAAUUUCGCUUACGUACAGAGCAUAUAAAACAUAGUUGGAAAACGGGAAAUUUCCUGUGUUUCCAUUGUACACUUACAGCAACACGCGACGUGACCAAUCAGCGCUCGUGUGUUGUAACGUAAUGUGUAAUGUUGUAUUCACUUUUGCAAAAAGCCUAAACCCUCCACAAAUGACCCUCUAAAACUAAAACCCUCUACAAAUGAACCUUCUUAGCGCUUGGAUAAACGAACCCGUCUCCAGUGUUUAUUGAGUGUUGUCCAUUGAACAAUCCUGCUACCAUUGUAUCUCGUGGUUUGAAGAAAGUUAGAAUAGUAAGUUGGUAUGUGCUGUAUUGAAGCUUCGUCUUUUAUAUUUAUGAAACUCAACUGAAUAUUAAUUUAUGAGUUGCGUUGACUUGGUCUAAUAAACCGUUCGAUAGACUGGCUUAUAUCGGGGAGUUUUCGUUUUGGAAACGAAAUUAGCUGGCGGCGAAAUGUUACGACAAUGUUUGUUGUUUUACUUUGUCCUAACUUUGGCUGAUUCUGUGGUUGCAUUGGACGUUUUUAUCGGGGCAAGUUUCUUGACCAUCAUCGAAGAACAAACUGAUCAUAGUUUGCACAACAAUAAUUACACGAUUGGCGGUCAUGGCUUAUUGUCUUCCUGGUCAUGCAAUGUUGAAAACAACAUUGUUUGUUUAUGCUAUACGGGCACUUUACAUCUUACAUUCCUGAGACAAUCGAAGAAUAGGAGGCAUGGGCGCCCGUGUGUUUAUCAUAAUAACACUACAGCAACAUUUCGUACUCUACUUAUUGGUGAUCUAGUCUUUAAACUAAAUCCUGGUCCUACUCGCAGCAAAAUUUCACCCAUUGCAUCCGUGCGUCAUAGCUAUAGGCCUUUCAGGCCAAGCAAUCGUCACGCCUUUCGUCGCGUAACACUAAUAAUUUAAUCACUGUGAAUUGUUCUAAUUACCUGAAUGUACAUUACCAAUCAUUAAAAUUCUGUGUAUUAAAAGCUCGUUCAGUAAGAAAUAAGACCGCUGACAUUUUGGACUACAUCUGUGAAUGCAAGCUGGAUGUUGUUGGUAUAACCGAGUCCUGGCUGUGCUCUGAUGACGCAGCUGUCCGAACAGAAUUAUGUCCUGAUCGCUACAAAUUUCUGGAUCACCCACGCGACGGGCUGCGCGGUAGCGGGACUGGUCUAAUAUACCGAGACUCGUUGUGUGCAAAAAAGUUAGAUGCAGGAAUAAAACGUUCGUUUGAAUUUUCUGAAUGGUCUGUUACAACAUCCGGUCACAAACUCCGCAUCGUUGUGCUUUAUCGCCCACCGUACUCUAGUGAGCAUAACGUACCGAUGAGCGUCUUUUUCAAUGAAUUUUCGAACUAUCUAGAGUCUCUUCUGUUGUCUAAGGAGCCUCUUUUGAUCUCUGGUGAUUUCAACAUACACAUUGAUGAUGCUGCAGAUGCCGAUUCUUUUAAAUUUCAGGAUCUGCUUGAGUCGGUUGGUCUCCGGCAACAUGUUACCCAGGCCACACAUACCCAUGCCCAUACCCUUGAUCUUAUAAUCACACGUUACUCUGAUCAGAUCAUAAUGAAUCAACCGUAUGUAGACCGUUUUAUUUCUGUCCAUGCUUCUGUUAUAUGCGAUCUAUUACCAGCCAAACCAGUUAUGUCAAUCAAAAGAGUUAGUUACAGGAAAUUAAAAUGUGUGAACAUGACCUGUCUAAACCAAGAUCUGGCUGCUACAGCAUUAUGUGCGACCUGUCGUGGUGAACCAACAAAUCUGCUGCCAGAUGACGUGGAUGCGCUGGCACGUCAUUACAACGAAACUCUGUCGAGCCUAACCAACUGUCAUGCACCAUUAAAGACCAAAAGUGUAAGAGCGAGGGCAUCGGCGCCCUAGUACGGUGAAAUCGAUGCUGCAAAACGACUUCGCAGAAAGGCCGAAAGAAUUUGGCGCAAGAGCAAAUUAUUGUCUGACUUUAAUCAGUUUAAGGUUAAACGAAAUCGAGUGACAUACCUUAUGAAUGAAGCGAGGAGAACGUUUUGCACUAACUUCAUAAAAGAAAAUAGUGACAACCAAGGAAAACUGUUUAGAGCCGCAAAUAAGUUGUUCGUAGCGAAGGACGAGCUGUGUUUUCCGAAUUAUCACAACAAUACGGCCCUGGCUACAGAUAUUGGCGAAUUCUUUGUGCGAAAGAUCUCAAGAAUACGGUCUGACAUUGCUGCUAUGGUCAUUGACUUCUCUGUAAGUGAUUUAGUGCCAGAUGAUCGGGUAGUGAAUAAAGACAUAGCAUUGAAUUCUUUUCGGUGUUUAACGGAAAAUGAAGUCCAAGAUCUUAUCCAGGCGUCAACAAAAAAGUCAUGUGCGCUAGAUCCUAUGUCUACGUCUUUGGUUAUCCGUUUAACCCCAUUACGUCCUGUGAUUACACAUAUCAUCAACUCCUUACUGCUCACUGGCCAUUUCCCUGACAAAUGGAAGGAAGCACUUGUCAAACCUCUUAUUAAGAAAAAGGGGCUCGAUGCUUCGUUCACCAACCUUCAACCCAUCAGCAACUUAUAUUAUGUUUCUAAGUUGACCGAAAGGGCAGUCUAUGACCAAACCUACCACCAUAAUAUGACUCACGAACUUUUCCCUCUACUCCAAUCUGCAUAUAGAAAGGGUCACAGUACAGAGACAGCGCUUCUGAGAGUACAGAAUGAUAUUUUAAUGAACAUGGAUCGACAACAGGUGACUCUUCUUGUGCUCCUUGAUCUCAGCGCGGCUUUUGACACCGUGGAUCAUGGAAUUCUUUUGCAUCGUAUGGAAACCUCUUUUGGUAUAACUGGUACUGUUCUGGAGUGGUUUAGAUCGUAUCUUACAAACAGGUCUCAACGUGUUGUGUUUGGUGAGGGACAGUCGAAAAGUUUUCAGCUUCCAUAUGGCGUGCCACAGGGUUCCUGCCUAGGCCCCUUGUUGUUUACUGUUUACUCUAGUAAGCUGUUUGACAUAAUUAAGAAAUAUAUACCAACAGUACACGCAUUUGCGGAUGAUACACAGCUUUACUUGUCAUUUCAACCAAACAGCAGAACAA